AUGAAUUCAUUCCGAAGAGUAGUAACGAAAACUAAAACUAGCAUCUUUUUACAUAAGGAGAGCAUUGAUAAUGUAUUAAGAGAGCAAUUAGCUGCAUUAAGAUUGCUUUAACCAAAAACUCAAGUACUAAAAAUUAGUAAUGAAGAUCGUUGAUCAAAAACUAGAACAACGUAAAUAAGAACUUUUAUAUGAAAUGAGUUAAGAGAAUUAAUAGAAUAAUGAUGAUAUAGAUAUAGCAGGAUAUUAGAAGAUCUUAGCUGAAUUAACUUACAUUAAUAAUAAAAAAAGAACAUAAAUACAAGAGGAUUUUAAAAUAAAUAAUGAAUAAACAUUUGUUAUUCCAGAGUUUGAGUUAUAAAAUGAUAUUGAUAAGGAAAUUGAUUGCAAUUAGAAUUUAUAAAAACGAAAUGAUUAGAUUGAGCAUUCAGUGAGAAUUAUUCAAAAAUAAAAUACUUUAAUGAAAGAGUAAAUUGAACUAUACACUUAAAAUGAACCAAAAAUUCAUUUAAAAGAGAUUGAAAACAAAUAAUAAUUGUAACUUUUUGUUCAUUAUAUUGGAACAAUUAAAAAAGCAAUGAAAUUAGAAAAAGAAUGGUAGACUCAAAAAAUUGAAAAAUUAAAAUAUUAAGCAGAAAAAUCUUCAGCAGUUACAGAACAAAAAUUAAAAGAAUUACUUGAAUAAGAAGAUUAAGAGAUGUCAUUAUUACUUAAAUAUGAAUAGACAAGUGAUCUUAUUAAAAAAACAGAUGAUGAAAUUAAAACCAAGUUUCAUAAAAUUGAAGAAUGCGCUGAAUUUUUAGAAGAAUUUGAUGAUAUUGAUAAAUUAAGAUUAAUUUUUGUACUAGAAAAUCCAAAUGAUUUUGAACUAGAUGAAAUUCUGUAACAUGUUCGAUGGCAAUUAAGAUAACCAUUUUCAAGAUUACAAUUAGCUUCAUCUUUAUAAGAAUAUAUAGAUAGGGCAAGAUUUAGUGGUGUAUCAUCAAGAAUGAAGAUAUUUUUUAAAUUUCAUGAUAAUGAUUUGAACUCUUCAAUAAAUUAAUUGAUUUAAGUUUAUAGAAAAUUAUAAUUUUAAGAUGGUACAUUAAGAAAUAGAUAUGAAGAUUUAUUACUAUAAAAAGGUUAGUUAAUAAAUCAUUUAUUAUUCUUAAAUUAAUUGUAAUUUUAUGAAUUAGAUGAACCUGAGUCUGUUGCUCCAUAAAUAGAUGAAUAAUAGCAUGAAAUGGCUUAAUAUCUAACAAAUAUUCAGAUAAGACAUUUAUCUAAUAAUAAAUAUUUUUUUGUUAGAAUUUUUACUAUGCUUACAACUGUUCUCUCUAGAAUAUUAAAUUCAUUGUACAACAUAAAAGAGAUUUUAAAAUCAUGUAAUUCAGAUAUGUUUGGACAUGAGUAAAUGAUUAUUAUUAAUAAUUAGGUUUUACUUAAAAUGGACAUACAAUAAAAUGUUUAUCUAAUUAUCUUAAGUAAUGUAAUAAUUAGAAAGAUAAUAUAAAAUAAAAUUAAUAGCAAAAGAUCCAAGUAUUAGAAAUUCAAAUUAAUUUUUAAAUGCUAUUUAUGAUCAUAUAGAAGAAAAAGCUUUACGUGAAAAAACAAUGGUACAACCUUAACAAAAAUAAUCAAUAGAUUAAAUAUUACCACAACUUAGUGCAUAAUCUAGAGAAAAAGUAUCGUAAUUAAUCAGUUAAGAUAUUUUCUUAUAAUAAUUUUUUAGUUUAUAAGAUCUUGCUUUGUUAAUAAAAAAUUAUCCUGUUAAUUUAAAUGAAUCUUAAGUGAUUAAGAUAAUAUAAAUAGAAGGAUAUGAUAUGGCACAUUGUGAAUUAAGAUCUGCUACAUAACAUUUAUUUCGAGUAAUACAGGAUAUAAUAAUUGAGUGUAGAACUGUAAAAGAAUCUAGUGUUUAAGCAAAGAGUUUAGCUAAAAAGUAUCACAUUUAAGAAAUUAUUGAUAAACAUAUGUCAUAAUAUGAAUAUAAAUUUAAAGAAUGGAAAAAGGAAGUGUUAGAAAACAAAAUAAAAUAGAUUGAACAUUAAUUUGAAGAAAUAUCAGAAGCUCCAACAACUCCAGAAAUGAAACUGAAAUCAAGUAUAACUACAAAUAGUACUCAUGUUACAUCUUAAGCAUCAAAAUAAAUAUUCAAUAGUCAAAUGACAAAAGAAUCUAGUACAUUGACUCCAACUUCAAAUAAUCUACGAAGAUAUCUAAAUACAGUGGAAAUGCAAAUUCCAAGUAAAAAAACAAAUAUUCCUAAUUAACCUAUUUUUGGUCAUUUACAUCACAUGAGUAGAAAAAUAAAAAAUGAAAAAAUAUCUACAUAAACUCAUUUAAGAACUUUUACUCUUUAAAGUAUUGAUUCAACAAAGUAACCAAGUUAAUAAACUAUUCCACUUAAAUUACUUCCUUCAAUACCAAUAUAAAACUAUUCAUAGAAUCUUCUAAAAUAACCAACUAAUAGAAUUAUUUGUAGGUAAAACAGAAAAAGUCAAGCUGUAAAAUCUGAACCUUCUGUUAAAUUAGAAGUAAAAUAAAUGUAAAACUUUUCAGAUAUCUAUGAAAAUUCUAAUAAAAAAUUAUGUGAUUUUUUUAGAAAUACUAGUAUGAAAAUUAAAUGA
Molecule: messenger RNA, 2606 nt
Organism: Paramecium sonneborni
Lineage: Eukaryota; Ciliophora; Oligohymenophorea; Peniculida; Parameciidae
Source: the annotation of a GenBank genome assembly